Molecule: messenger RNA, 2986 nt
Organism: Nilaparvata lugens (brown planthopper)
Lineage: Eukaryota; Metazoa; Arthropoda; Insecta; Hemiptera; Delphacidae
Gene: TBC1D23
Product: TBC1 domain family member 23
Exons: 14
Coding region: 99-2243 (714 amino acids)
Biological process (GO): retrograde transport, endosome to Golgi
Cellular component (GO): trans-Golgi network
Source: RefSeq, a predicted model, not a curated record
AUCAGCUGUUGUCUGCUGCUGCAACUGUAUUGCGCAAGCUCAGAGCAGAACAAUACAAAAUUUUGUAGAAACAGCUGAUUGAAGAUGGAAAUUGGAAAAUGGCUGCGGAAGAAAACGAUAAUACGUGGAUCUCAGAUAUAAAGAGUGCUCUAGCAGAUGACUGCGAUGAUGUUCCGACAUUCGACAUUUGCCAGGGCCAGAGCAUUCCGGCAUGCAUUCGGCCGACUGUUUGGAAAUCUUGUCUUGGCGUGCCGGUGUUGGCGAAUCAGAUGAUGUUUGAUGAGAUAUUCGACCUGCCAGAGCAGAGUGUUUUGCGUGACGAUUGUCAACAGUUUGUUGACAAAUUAGGGAACGAAGAUGAGGACAAGCUGCCGGUGCUAUCUGAUCUAGAGACGAUACUGACCCACCACAGAAAGAGCCUCGGCCCAGGCGCCAAGUAUGAACGCGGAAACGGCUGGAUAGAACUUCUCAUUCCUCUCCUAAACCUGCAGCUGCCAAGGAAAGAUACCUACUGCCUGUUCCAGUCGAUUAGCAAUCGCUACAUCCCUUGCAACGCAAAUGCUUUCAAUUUCUAUCGGCUGCUGUUGCUCUAUCACGAUCCACAGCUCUGCUCCUUUCUCGACACAAAACGAAUCACUCCCGAUCUCUACACUGGAUCAUGGUUCCUAUCGCUAUUCGCCGGCGUAUGUAAACUGAAUGUAACCAUAGCCAUGUGGGACAUGUACUUCCAGCAAGGAGACCCUUUCUUCGUCUUAUUUCUAUCACUGGUCAUGGUUGUUAAUGCCAGAGAACAAAUCCUAAGCUUGAAGGAAGAGACGAAAAGCAAAUUGAUUGAGGUUUUGCUAUCGUUGCCUGCUGGCCUUGAGCUGGAAGAUGUGUCAGACUUCUGCUCUCUUGCCCAGUACUACACUGUCAAAACACCUUCUUCAUUCAGAGAGAUACUGAAGGACUCGUUGUUCAGUAGAACUGCUGAAAAGUCGACAAGUAUAUCUCAGGCACUGUGUCUGCCUGUGUCGGUCGGUGAACUCAUCGAAAACAUCGCUCUCGAAGAAUCGGAGGAUGAAGGAGUUCGAUUCUUUCUAGUCGAUUGCCGGCCAGCUGAUCAAUACAAUGCCGGACAUCUGCCUACUGCUUUCCAUCUCGAUUGCAAUCUUAUGGUGCAAGAGCCGGUGGCGUUCGCGACCGCAGUGCAGGGCCUGUUGUCGGCACAGCGGCAGGCGCUGGCGGCGGGGAGUGCGGCGGGCGGCGAACACCUCUGCUUUGUCGGCUGCGGCCGGCUCGACGAUGACCAGUACACGCACAUGGUGGUCGCCUCCUUCCUGCACCGCAACACCCACCAUGUCAGUCUGCUCGACGGCGGCUAUCAAGCUAUUCACCGAUACCUGGGCGAGAGUGUGGAUGGUUCUCUCUCCGAUCACAAUCCUGAUUGCUGUCUGGUCUGUUUAACUGACAAUCAAAAUGGCGGUGCUGAUCAGACACUCACCCACAAUGACAGUACAUCAGGAUCUUCAUCUGAUCUAUUCAGUAAAAUUGGUCGGCCAUUAGCUUGUUUCAAGCUUAGAACUUUUGCCAACACAGCGCUGACAACGUUCAGCGUUCAAUCUUCAGUGCUGUUCAGCUUGCUAGUCAACAUUUUAAGUUAUGUCACCGCCGCUGUCAAAAUGAAAUCAGCAGAAGUGAAAGGGAAAUUGCUGGAAUACAUAGUGAAUCCUAGCGCCAGUGGCGGCACUGAAAGGCAUGUUAGCAGUUCAGACAAAGUUGGCAAAAGGUAUAGAAACAUGGCGCCUGUUUUCUGUGUCGAUGACGAUCAAGAUCCAACCGAUUUUGGUGGAGACGAAUAUGAUGAGGAAGAACUGGAGAUUUCCAUAUCUAGUCGAUUGAAACAACCCGAUGUGGUGGCUUCAUUCAAGUGCCAGGAAGUCACUGUAAACAAUUCAGUACAUGAUUGUCAUCUAGUGGUGAGCGCCACCCACAUUUACGUGCUUCGCGAGGUGCCACGAUCAAAGGACAAGGCGCGUCUUGUCGUCAGAAGGCCACUGUCCGCCAUUGCCAAAAUAACCUGCAAGAAAAAGCAGCCUGAAUUGAUCACAUUCCAGUAUGGAGAGCCGCAUGGAAAAGAAAUGAAAAUCAAUGAUCAAGAUAGGUUCAAUAUUCCAGAGUCGACCGAAGCCACUAAAUUGAUUUCCAAACUAAUAGUCGAUUGUAUAGCAGUUAAAGAAGCCGAAAUGAACUCAACUCCUUAACAAAGACUGAAUAAUGCUAUAUCUAACAACUUUGAAUUGAAGUAUUACCAAUUUGUACAUUGUGUACAGUGAAACUCUUUACGUUCUAACCAUGUGAAUAAUGUACAAAAGGUAAAUGUAAAUAUCGAAUAUUGAUGUAUGUUGAAAACUAUUAGAAUAAAUAUAUGUAUUAUUAAUGUAGUAAGCAACAUUUUUAAGUGAUAGAAUGAAUUAGGGAACAAUUUUAUUCCAAGCUUGAUGAUGAAUGUUAAUUAGGUGUUAGAUAUUUAUUUAUUUAUUGACACUGUGUUUUCAUGUUGAGCUCACCUUCAAUUCUAUAUUUUCAAAUUUUAAUCUUUCUUAUUUGCUGUUCUGUCUUUUCGAAUUCAUUAACUAUAUACCCCCGAACAAUAAUUUACAUUAAGAAUCAGACCUGUGUAGUUUUACCUAUAGUUUUUAUAAUAUAAAUUAUAUUAUCAUCUAUCUCGUGUUUAUAAAACACUUAUAUUUAUUGUCAUGACAUUUCUUGUUAGUUUUAAGCAUAUGCAUGCUAUUCUUUAUCGAUUCACCAUACUUCAUUUUAUUCUUUAUCACUGUAAGUACUUAAAAUAGAUCGAAAAUAGUCAACUCGUUGUGUAUUUCUUACCAUGCCUUGAGAUGUUUGAAAUGUUUGUAUUUUUGCAUAGUGAAUGAGGAAAUGUACUGUAAUGUGAUGGAAUUAAUGUUACAAACCAAAAUAAAAAUAUAGCUAUUGCUCUUCCAAA